This is a messenger RNA of Aspergillus niger, 2421 nucleotides long. RefSeq lists its product as uncharacterized. Gene Ontology annotation, molecular function: aldehyde-lyase activity. The transcript has 8 exons. Lineage: Eukaryota; Fungi; Ascomycota; Eurotiomycetes; Eurotiales; Aspergillaceae. Bases 1 to 2421 code for a protein of 806 amino acids. Gene Ontology annotation, biological process: carbohydrate metabolic process. The record is from RefSeq and is a predicted model, not a curated record.
AUGCCUGGAGAGGUCAUCGACAGGCCAAAUCCCAAGGCUGAGCCUUCACACAUCCCCGAUCUUGUCAAUCAAUUGCAGGUCAAACUUCAAGAGACGCGUUUGGAGGAAACUGAUUACAAUGCCCUUCUGAAAUUCCGCCGUGCAGCGGCCUACAUUGCUGCUGCAAUGAUCUUUCUCCAAGACAAUGUGCUGCUGAAGCAGAAUCUAAGGCACGAGGACAUCAAGCCCAGGCUUCUUGGCCACUGGGGAACAUGUCCCGGGUUGAUUCUUGUAUACUCUCACUUGAACUACAUCAUCAGAAAGCAGAACCUGGAUAUGUUGUAUGUCGUCGGGCCUGGCCACGGCGCGCCAGCUAUUUUGGCCUCACUGUGGCUUGAGGGCUCUUUAGAGAAAUUCUACCCCCACUACUCACGAGACAUGGAUGGUCUCCAUGAGCUCAUCUCGACCUUCAGCACAAGUGCUGGAUUACCAAGCCAUAUCAAUGCGGAAACUCCCGGUGCAAUCCAUGAAGGUGGUGAAUUGGGUUAUGCGUUAGCUGUCUCUUUUGGUGCUGUUAUGGACAAUCCCGACAUGAUCGUCACCUGCGUGGUUGGUGACGGGGAAGCAGAAACUGGUCCUACCGCGACGUCCUGGCAUGCAAUCAAGUACAUUGACCCCGCAGAAUCAGGUGCCGUCCUGCCGAUUCUCCACGUUAAUGGCUUUAAGAUCAGCGAGCGCACCAUUUAUGGCUGCAUGGACAACAAAGAGCUGGUCUCCCUCUUCACGGGUUAUGGAUACCAGGUGCGCAUUGUUGAGAACCUGGAUGACAUCGACGCAGAUCUCCAUAGCUCUAUGAUGUGGGCAGUUGAGGAGAUCCACAAGAUCCAAAAAGCGGCGCGUUCCGGCAAGCCAAUUAUGAAGCCUAGAUGGCCAAUGAUUGUUUUGCGCACACCGAAGGGUUGGUCAGGACCUAAAGAGCUCCACGGGUCAUUCAUAGAGGGAUCUUUCCACUCACAUCAGGUUCCUCUACCUAAUGCAAAGAAGGAUAAAGAGGAGCUUCAGGCUCUGCAGAAAUGGCUGUCCUCGUAUAAUCCGCACGAACUUUUCACUGAGACGGGAGACAUCAUUGACGACAUCAAGUCAGUGAUCCCUCUGGAAGACACCAAGAAGCUUGGGCAGCGAGCAGAAGCCUACAAGGGCUAUAGGGCACCCGAUCUCCCAGACUGGCGCAAGUUUGGCGUAGAAAAGGGCUCCCAGCAGAGCGCUAUGAAAACAAUUGGAAAGUUCAUUGACCAAGUGUUUACCCAAAAUCCUCAUGGCGUCCGUGUAUUUUCGCCAGACGAGCUAGAGAGCAACAAGCUGGAUGCAGCACUGGCGCACACGGGAAGGAACUUUCAGUGGGAUCAAUUCUCGAAUGCCAAAGGCGGCCGCGUCAUCGAGGUGCUCAGUGAGCACCUGUGCCAGGGCUUUAUGCAGGGAUACACGUUGACGGGCCGGGUGGGCAUUUUCCCAUCGUACGAAAGCUUCUUGGGAAUCAUCCAUACCAUGAUGGUGCAAUAUGCCAAAUUUAACAAAAUGGCUCAAGAGACGACCUGGCAUAAGCCGGUUAGUAGCAUCAACUAUAUCGAAACGAGUACGUGGGCUCGUCAGGAGCACAAUGGAUUCUCUCACCAGAACCCCUCCUUUAUCGGAGCUGUGCUCAGGCUGAAGCCCACCGCCGCGCGAGUUUAUCUGCCACCUGAUGCUAACACAUUUUUGACCACCCUUCACCACUGUCUCAAGUCCAAGAAUUAUGUCAACCUCAUGGUAGGUUCAAAACAGCCAACUCCCGUGUACUUGAGCCCCGAGGAAGCAGAGAGCCACUGCCGAGCCGGCGCAUCGAUCUGGAGAUUCUGUAGUACCGACAAUGGGCUGAACCCGGAUGUCGUGCUGGUUGGCAUUGGAGUAGAGGUGAUGUUCGAGGUCAUCUACGCGGCGGCCAUCCUCCGCAAGCGUUGUCCAGAACUCCGGGUGCGUGUGGUCAAUGUGACCGACUUGAUGAUUCUGGAGAAGGAAGGUCUACAUCCACAUGCAUUGACGACCGAAGCUUUCGACAGUCUGUUUGGCUCGGACCGGCCGAUACACUUCAACUACCACGGAUACCCGGGCGAGCUCAAAGGUCUGCUCUUUGGGCGGCCCCGCCUGGACCGAGUUUCAGUAGAAGGAUACAUGGAGGAAGGAAGCACGACGACGCCGUUCGAUAUGAUGUUGCUGAACCGCGUCUCACGAUACCACGUGGCGCAGGCAGCCGUGAUCGGGGCGUCCAGACGGAAUGAGAAGGUUCAAGUUCGGCAGCACGAACUGGUCAGCGAAUUCGGCCACAACAUCGUGGAGACACGCAAAUACAUUCUGGCCAACCGCAAAGACCCGGAUGAUACGUAUGAUAUGCCCUCCUUUGAAUAA